This is a messenger RNA of Mesorhabditis spiculigera, 246 nucleotides long. The record is from the annotation of a GenBank genome assembly. Lineage: Eukaryota; Metazoa; Nematoda; Chromadorea; Rhabditida; Rhabditidae.
AUGUUCAUCUUCUUGUUGUGGGCGACGCUGUUCCGCGGAAAGAUGAGCAUGCGCGACGUCGACCCAAUGUACACGCCGCGCGCCAAGGACAUCAAGCACGACCUCAUCGACAACAACUCAAAGGCCAUCCAGUUCCCUGCUGUUUCGCGUCGCAAAAUGGGCGAGAUGGAGUUCACGGAAGCCGAGUCGAACAUCAACGACCUCGUCUCGGAGUACGCCCAAUACCAAGAGGCCACCCCCGGAAGA